CGUAACUGUGUCAACAACCCGAUGUGAUUGAAGCCAUCUGCACACAAGGGCUCUGUAGCUUCAGGCUGCCUGGAGGAUCUGUGCCGAAAGCUUGCCUGGCCAGUGCCAUGAGCGCCUUGGUACGUUGCGUGCCUCGCAGAAUCACCACCCGAGUGACUUCACAGGGCUCAGCUGGAUCCAGGGGACAUGGAGACAUGUAGUCACGGCUAACAUGACAGGAGGAGCAUUCAGCAUCUUAAAGAGACAAUAAAGGACUUGCGUGCCACGGCUUCCACCACCCCUUCUCCUCUCCUCCCCACCCCCAAAGCCAAGGCAAAAGUCCCACUUAGUGGCGAUGAAUAGCAUGUCUGUUCCAGCAGCUGUGCUUUCCCUCCCACCCAGCCAAUGCACUGGAGAAUCCAGAAAGCUGCAGAGAUUUGAUCUCUUGUGCGGGCUCAAGAGGACUGAAGGGAAAACGUGGGGAACCAAAGGAUGGGAUCGGAAGGAGAAAUGAUCAACCUUCAUGCCUCUAGUCCUGGCUCUGGGCCAGAAAAUAUAAUCAACAUAAACCAUUACGCUACGAAGAAAAGCGUGGCGGAGAGCAUGCUGGAUGUGGCGCUGUUCAUGGCCAAUGCCGCCCAGCUGAAGGCGGUGCUGGAACAGGGGCCCUCCUUCCAAUAUUAUGCUGCCCUGACGGCGCUCAUUGCCAUUUCCCUGUUCUUCCAGACAGCCAUUGGGAUCCUCCUUAUAGUGAUGGCUCGGUUGAACCUGAACGAUGUGGCGAAACAACAGCGCCUGAACUUGCUCAACAACAUCGCCACCGUCCUGGUCUUCAUCACGGUCAUUGUCAACAUCUUCAUUACGGCCUUCGGUGUGCAGAAGACAGGGCUCUAUCCAAGUUAUGGUCGGAGACUGUACUGA
Elgaria multicarinata webbii is the source of this 900-nucleotide messenger RNA. RefSeq names its product ninjurin 2 (gene NINJ2). The transcript has 3 exons. Gene Ontology annotation, cellular component: membrane. Gene Ontology annotation, biological process: cell adhesion; tissue regeneration. Lineage: Eukaryota; Metazoa; Chordata; Lepidosauria; Squamata; Anguidae. The record is from RefSeq and is a predicted model, not a curated record. Bases 472 to 900 code for a protein of 142 amino acids.